Molecule: messenger RNA, 1806 nt
Organism: Chiloscyllium plagiosum (whitespotted bambooshark)
Lineage: Eukaryota; Metazoa; Chordata; Chondrichthyes; Orectolobiformes; Hemiscylliidae
Source: RefSeq, a predicted model, not a curated record
AUGGUUGGCAUGGACUGGUUGGGCCGAAGGGUCUGUUUUCCUGCUGUUUGACUCUAUCCUCAGGCCGUGGCCUGUUCACAGCCAUGCCAGUCGACAUUGCCACCCGCCUGUGCCUAGGCCACUCUCCACCACCGCUGGGCACUAUCCCAUCUCCAUGUGUGGAGGGUCGGAGGGGAGUCAGGCUGCGUUGCCUGGGUGCGGGCCCACUGCGGCCAUGCCUGAACGGGAGGACGAGUGGCCGGAGCUCGGAUACCAGCAGCAGCAAGGAGGAGAAGAAAAAGAAGGUGGUGUUUGCCGACACCAGGGGGUUCUCGCUGACUGCCGUGCGCCUCUUCUCCGAGAUGGAGGAUGAGCUGUCGGAGCUCCAGUUCGAGCUGUCUGAUCUGGCAGCGCCACGGCCUACCGAGGGGGUGAGCCUGGGGCAGAAGCCAACUCCAGGCCUCGGCUUGUGCCUGGGGCUGGGCCUGCAGCCGGGCCUCGGCUUACACCCGGGCCUGGAGCCAAGCCCGGGCCUAGGCCUCAGGCCGGACUUUACCCAGCCCUCGGCCGACCUCGCUGCCUUCCAUCAGCGCCUGCAGCGGGACUCGGUCUGCCUGGAGAGCUGCACGGUCCAGGGGGACCACAUCCGGGGGACGGUGCAGGUCCGGAACCUGGCCUACGAGAAGCGGGUGGCGGUGCGGGUCACCUUCGACGCCUGGCAGAGCUUCCGCGACAUACCGUGUGACUACGUGCGGCCCGAGGAGAGGGAGACGGCGACAGGAGGACGAGGAGUCGGGGGAGAUGCCUUCUCGUUCCGGGUGGAACUGCCUGAACGAACCAAGCCCCUGGCCUUGGUGGAGUUGUGCCUCUCCUUCCAGUGCGGCUCCCUCACCUUCUGGGACAACAACCAGGGUCGGAAUUACCGGUUCAGCUCUCUGGGCCGCGUCGCCGGGGGCGAUACCAGCCGAGAGGACCGUCCGUCCCCAUAUGACGACCGGGGCAAGACUCUGGAAGGGGAUCUUGAACAAUUUGGAAGCCCGCGCUCGGUCAACGCCAUCUUCUCCCAGUGGCAGAGCUGGGGCUGGUUGGAUGCUGACUGCUGUUGGUAAAUAGUCCUGCCCCUCGCUCUCGAUAGCUCGUCCAUUCAUCCGUUCACUCUGCUUUGGGCCAUUCACCGUUGGUUUGGGCUGCACUUCCUUCUCUCCCUCCCCCACCCCCCAGGGGUUUUAAGGUGGUUGGAACACGAUGUGAUUGUAAAGCCACGUACACAAUGGGUGCUCCUCUAGCCGUUGUAUCAGGACAGCAGGCCCGAUCUGCUGAGCCCCCUGUUAUAUUCCCCAGCCCCUCCACCUACCGUUCCGCUCUGCCACACGGUGACUGGGGGAGCGAAGGCUAGUUGUUCACGGUAAGGAGCAGAUGAGGAGUGUCCCCCCCACCCCCAGCUAAGUCAAGCGAGGUCUCAUUUGGAAAACGCCCCAAUCCCAGGCUGCCCCUCCCUCCCUUCGCUUCUCGAUGCUGCGGCGGGCAGUCCCCGACUGUUUCCAAAAGUGAGCGCAGGAUUGCUCGCCUUCGAGUGCGCGUCGCUCCCUCCUGAGAGGAACGCGACGGCGGGGACCUGGGUUCUGAGGCUGGGUCGCCCCGCUGGUGGCGAGUGAGCAGAGCUUCGGGAUUUUUGGACGACGCCCCCCCCUCCCCCCUCCACCCCCCCGUUUCCCUCAGUUGAGGUGUCAGGCCGGCCCUGACGCGCUACACUUUCUGUGUUGUCGCAGCUUGGGCUGGUCUGGAUACUGCUGUCCCUGUACCUGUUGGGGGGGGGGGGGGGGGAAA